This is a messenger RNA of Uloborus diversus, 780 nucleotides long. RefSeq names its product prolow-density lipoprotein receptor-related protein 1-like. The record is from RefSeq and is a predicted model, not a curated record. The coding region runs from base 267 to 716 and encodes 149 amino acids. NCBI's taxonomy places the organism in Eukaryota, Metazoa, Arthropoda, Arachnida, Araneae, Uloboridae. The transcript has 6 exons.
GAAUGAUUUGUUUACCUUCGAUACGGCCCACUGACCUAAAUUCAUUUACUAUUGAAAAUUUAAUAUCGGUAAAUUUAUUGUUUCAGUUCUGAUCAUGAGCAUUUUCACACAAAGUUCCAAGAUUGUUCAUGAAAGAAUAGAAAAAAAUAAGUCGUGUGGAAAUUCAUUUUUUUGUUUGGCUUAAGAACAUAUUAUAAAAACUAAUGCAUAUGACAUUUAGUUAAUGUAUUUAUAUUGUACAUUAUAUUCUUUGAUGUGGAUUUUUAAUGGCAAAUGACACUUUAAUAGAACCAAAAGAAAAUGCUUCAAUUCCAACAGCAGCUUUAUUGGUUCUUGGCAUAACUUUUUACAUGAUCAUUAUUUUCAUUGGUUUACUCAUAAGAAAAUGUCUUGUAGCUCAUGGGAUAUGUACGAAUUGCUGUCCAAAAGUAGGUGGAUCAAAAUGCUGCGGAACAUGCAAUGAGUAUGCACAGCAAUGCAAUUGGAAACCACCUACUGUUGAUGGCUGCCUAGAUUUUGUUUGUCCUACAAAACAAAGAGUAAACUGUAUUGAAUUUCUAGUCUGUGACUGGGUUAGUUUACAAUGCUGCAGUGGAGGUGGAACUUAUACAUGUGGAAGUGGUGAUUAUGCAUGCACAUGUGAAGCACCACAGUGUGAAAACAUAAAUUGUCUAUGUUGUGAAAUAUCAUUUAGAAAUGUCUCAACAGUUUCAUAAUUUGUUGGGAAAAAAUUCAGUAUUUUGACAAAAAAUGUAUUUUUGUAAUUAGAGUAAUUUUUGA